This is a messenger RNA of Acanthaster planci (crown-of-thorns starfish), 5276 nucleotides long. RefSeq lists its product as uncharacterized. Lineage: Eukaryota; Metazoa; Echinodermata; Asteroidea; Valvatida; Acanthasteridae. Gene Ontology annotation, molecular function: exonuclease activity; nucleic acid binding. The record is from RefSeq and is a predicted model, not a curated record. Gene Ontology annotation, cellular component: nucleus.
CAGUUCGACGUAGUAGUUGCAUGGUGUAAAAUAUGGGGAAAAGAAAGCGAGACAUUGCGGACGAAAACGACGCUAUUCGAGUGCAGAAGAUUGAUGAAGAGGCCAUCAUUCAACACAAGGAAAGGACAGACAGUCCCCAACAAACUGCUGAAAGCCCCAGGAAGAAAAAGAAGUCUCAUAAAAAGCAUGUGGAAAUGGAAGUUAAUGGACAAACUCCUGAAGACCAAGUUAUCGCUGAAGAUACACCAAAUACCAAGAAGAAGAAACGAAAGCACAGAGAUAAGACUCCGGACUUAGAAUCAUCCAGGGGUAUUCUUGAUCAGCCCACUGUGCCUACAGAAAAUCACAAAAUGAAGAGGAAAAAGCACAAACACAAAAGGAAGGAUAUAGCAAGGUCAGAGUCGAUUUCGCAAUAUGAUGACUGCCCCUUGGAACUUGAAGACCAUCACAAGGAGAAAAAGAAAAAGCACAAACAUAAAAAAAAGCCCUCAGAAAAUAUCCCCAGCAAAACCCAAAGUGUUGAUAGUGAAGGAGAAAAUCUUACUGAACAGAAAUCUCACAGACACAAAGAAAAGGAAGCAGAAACCUCGGAGUCAACUACCCAAUAUGAUGACCACUCCUUGGAACUUGAAGACCAUCGCAAGGAGAAAAGAAAGAAGCACAAACAUAAGACAGAGUCCUCAGAAAAUAUCACCAGCAAAACCCAAGAAAUUGAUAAUGAAGGAGCAAUAUGUCACAAAAAGAAAUCUCACCAACACAAAAACAAGAAAGUUGACACACAAGAGUCGACAAUCCAAAAUAACGAUCGCUUUGUAGAAAGUGAGGAAACCCAAGAACAUCAUCACAAGGAGAAGAGGAAGAAGCACAAGAAAGAGAAAGAGUUCUCAAGAAAUAGCAGAAGCGAAACCCAAGAUGUUGAUAAUGAAGGAGAAAAACAUACCAAAAAGAAAUCUCACAAACAAAAAGAAAAGAUUGAAAUGUCUACAUCAAAUCUUGAAAUAGAACAAGAAGCUGCCGUGAAUCAAUAUCACCAAGAGAAAAGGAAAAAGCACAAACACAAGAAGGAGUUAGAACUAGUGGAAGCUGUCGAUGAAACACCUGAAGUGAUCUCAGAAGAUGUCCAAACUUUCAAAAAGAGGAAACGGAAAGAGAAAGAGAAGACUGAAGAAACAACUGUCAGUGAAGAUGUUAAUGAAGUUCAAGGUGAAGAAACGGUGGUCGUCCCUAAGAAGAAAAAGAAACGGAAACAAGAUAAGGGAGAAGUGCUGGUAGAUGAGGAAAGUGAAAUAUUGGAAGAGAAAAAUGAAAAUGGAGAAAAGGAGAAAUCUGCGAGAGAAAACAAUUCUGCCGAGAGACCUGGAGAUGGAUGCAAAGCUGGUGACAGCAGCGACACAGAUGAAGAAACUAAACAGAAGCUGAAACAAGAGUGGCAAGACAGGACGUCACUGAAGAAACUGCGAAUGCAACAACCCAAGAUGUUCCUCAUUGACAAUUUCACUAAUGACGAAGAUCCAAGGAUGACUUUCAAACCAGUUGAAAUGAAAGACCUUCAAGAUUUCAUUCAGUAUUCCGUGAUGGGCAAUGCUGCCAACGUCAACAAAAUCAGAUUCUGCAAGUUGGUGAGGCCAUUGCUGGUAUCCAAAGUCAUGGUUGUCGUCCUAAAUGGAGUGACAGAUGCUUGCUACCAGGAGAAUAGAGAAUGGUUCCCCCAUCUCAAUGGAAAAUAUGACCUGAUGGGACAGAUUCUCCAUCCUCCAUCGCAGCCACAGCAGUCAAUUCUGAAUCAACUCCUACAAGUUGCAAUCAGCAAUAAGCAGCUGAAGAAGAGAGCUUAUCAUGCGAAAAUUGAAGGCCAGACGUCUAAAGGAGGCCAGACUGCAGUUGUCACACCCAGUGCCGUGGCAUUGCCAGCCAGAACCACACCCUCGACCGCGCACGGCCGCACCCACUAUCUACUGAAUGACGAAGAGAAGGCCAAGUGGAGGUACCCUCAGGCAGAUGACCCAGAGUAUACCCACACCGAACACAGUGACACAGUCAGUGACAAGAGCCCCAUCGUCAGUGUGGAUUGUGAAAUGUGUGUAACGAAAAAAGGAAAUGAGCUGACGCGAGUCUCUCUGGUUGAUGAGCAGUACACUGUGUUAUACAACAGCCUGGUCAAGCCUCAUAACCCCAUCAUUGACUACGUCACAAGGUAUAGCGGUAUUACAAAGGAACUCCUAGACCCAGUAACAGUGAGACUUGAAGAUGUACAGAAAGAUAUCAUAGCUCUGCUGCCCAAAGAUGUCAUAUUGGUGGGACAGUCAUUAGAAAAUGACCUCAGGGCAUUAAGGUUAUUCCAUCCUCAUGUAGCAGACACAAGUAAUCUCUUCACUGGUACCUACCGAGUAGCACUUCGUAAACUGGCUUGGAAAUACUUGGGUGUAACGAUCCAAGCCAAAGAGUCAGGUCAUGACUCGAUAGAAGAUGCCAGAGUAGCCAUGAAACUCCUGCAACUCAAGAUAGAGAAAGGCAGCGACUUAGAAAAGUACACCAGCAAUGGAUCCAGAAAGCAGGCCCCAGAGAUUAUUCCAACAGAAAGCAUGUUCCGAUGCGCCCAGUCGCAGAGUAAAGUCAGCAUGUUGAUAGACAGCCUGUCUGUGGCGAGACAGUUCAUGAAAGAUCCGGUCGGAGCCAUCCCUUGUCAGACCGAUUCCGAGGCGUUAAAGAAAGCUGUCCAGGCAGUGCCGCAUUCAGAUUUCAUCUGCGUGCAGUUUUACAAUUUCGCCAAGCUGGCCCAAGGGAUUUCGCUCGAGGAAACCGUUGUCCAGGAAACAUUAAAGCAACUGGAUCAAAGAAUCAAGAAGAUCUACAAGGCACUACCUUUUAAUAGUUUUUUCCUUGUCGUCAUGGCAACGGAUCCAAACAGCUCAGGAAAUAGAAGCAAUAGUGUCAAUGACCAGGUUACUAAUGGACGUUUCUUCACAGGGAUAAAGGUCAAAUAUUAACCAUUUGGACUCAGGUUGAUAUCCAAUCAACUUUGUGUUACCGAAGUCCAAAUGGCAGAUAUUCAGUGGUGGAUGGACACAGUGAAACUGUGUACUACCACUGAGGUAGACUGGAUGCCCGUCUUCAUGUGGCAACCUCUCAGCACGUGAGAUCUUAUGGUGAGUUCCUGAACAGCCUAGCUGACAUGUAUGCAAGUGUCAUUGCUGAAGUGCCAGGUCAGAGUUCACCAGUGCUGAAAACUGUUUUGACAUGCCAUUUCCACCUGUGACUCCAUGCAUUGGGAAGGCGAGGCAGUAUUCAGUAUUUGGAAAAUUACAGGUCAAGAAAUGAAGGCUUAGAGAUUCCAUCAGUUAUGAUGACAGUACUUUCACAACUGGCAAGUGAUGUUGAUGAGGGAAGGUGGAGGGGCUUGUGUUUGGCUGGUACAUUGUAAGCGAUAAUUGUGGAGAGAGCACUGGUACAGUGUUGCAGAUUGAAAUCCACCUCCAGUCAAUUUCUUUGUUCAUCUGUAUAACCAGUUUCAUAAUUGGUUGUUUUGCAAGCCUUUAUUGCUUUAAACCCUCGUACCUGAAGUGGUAACCCUCCGUGAUAUUGAAUAGCUGAAAUGCAUGAACUACCAGUCAAAUGACCCAAGGUCAGUCCUCACAGCCAGUCUGGGGUCAAGUUUUUCAUCCAGCAUGCAGCAUGACAGUUAUAAUGAAAGUCUCAUGGACCAGUAUUUUGUAAAUUAACUUUUUAGACUGUGACCUUUGACUUUUCUGCCCUCGUGUCAAAGGCUUCUUGAAGAUUAAGGCUGUGUUUGAAUUACUUGGCUGUGGCCUGAAAGUAGUCAAUAGUAGUGGCCAAAAGUUGCCAGUUCCCACAGAGUCGUGUGUAAUUUCAAGCCAAAGCCAAGUAAUAAUUCAGCCUAAAAUUAAUCCGUAAACUAAAAAUUUGGCCUUUAAACUUAGAGCAUUUCUCAAAUCGUCCAACUUUUGUGAAUACAGAAAGGUAGCAAAGGAUCAUAUUUCCUUGCAACAACAUUAAAGUGAUUAUCAUUGAGACUUGAAAACCUUUAAAGUUUCAAGAGGAAAAGCAGGACACAAGUUUGAUUCUAUUACUGUUCAAUUCUUUAUUAGUAAUAAAAACAGUACACCCUCUGUAGAAUCUCACCAAUCAUGAAUGCAGUCUAAACUCUCCAUCUUUUAAAUGAGUGAUAUAAAACUGAUUACCGCAUUACAUACGAAAGCCUUGAGUUCAAAAAUUACUGUACAAUCUACAUUGCGAGUUGAAAGGAGAACUAUUUCAUUUGUUUGAAUUUGAAUGGUGCUUUUAUUAAUUAUUGCUAAAACUUAAAAAGAUGAACAAAAGUUUUGCAGAUUAUAUGAAGUUAUAAACAAAAAUGGAUAGAGCACUGAAACAAAAGGUCUGUAUGUCCAAAAUUUGCCAUUCAGGAUUUUUGGUUAUUCCAUUUUUUUGCCUAACAAAAAAACAGAUGUACAUGUAGCUAUGGUUCUGCAGACAAUAUACAUGUAUUCAUAUUCAAAUUUGUUUACAAUAAUGUUCAAGUUGAUGUUACAAGAGACAGAUAUUUUUUUAAUGGUUCAGUUUGCUGUAUUUCAAUGUCAAUAAAGACAACAGCAAGCAACUUGAUGAAUAUUCAUGUGUCCGUGUACCAUACACGUCCAGUUGGCUAGGGUAAGGAACACACAUUCACAGGAGCGUAUUGUUUUAAAAUGCAACAUUACCAGUUUGCAUCCUGAUUGUAAAAGAAUUAAAAACUGCAUUUUCAGAUAUGAUGCAUGGGGAAAAAGAUUAAACACACUGCUUUCAACCUGCUUCAAUGGCUGCUAAGAAUAACAAGAAGUUUAAGGCCUGACCGUUGGGAAAUGUUACUGAAUAUCUUGGUGAAUUACACAGGUAGUUUAGGGUAUACAAGUUGUGUUGAAUUUUAAGUGUAAUCAUACUACACACUGGCCCCCUUUUUUCUGUUUAUACUUUGUACAAACUAUGCAGACUGAAGACAUCGCAAGACUUCCACACCAGAAUUCACUGUUACGUGCAAUCAUCAUUGGCAAUUUCAUAGCAAGAAUAUUUGUCAUCAGGACACAAAAUCUGGAACGGACUGAUGCUCAUAUGAAAGAGCCUUUUCAGUAGUUCUCUGUACAUGGUUAUGGUUUGUUUUACGCUGAGCUGCCGUCUUUGCAUGGUUACCAAAGCUCACAGACAGAGUUCCUGUAAGUUGGCCACGUAAAGUUGGGUACCAGCCUAAUUUCUGCAUGGUGUUGGCCUCUGUCUAGAUCAACUGA